Molecule: messenger RNA, 1940 nt
Organism: Gossypium raimondii (Peruvian cotton)
Lineage: Eukaryota; Viridiplantae; Streptophyta; Magnoliopsida; Malvales; Malvaceae
Exons: 4
Coding region: 117-983 (288 amino acids)
Molecular function (GO): protein binding
Source: RefSeq, a predicted model, not a curated record
CCUUUUCCAAACUUCUCUCGUGAACGCUGCAACAGCAGCAGACAGGCGAAGCUCAGGUAUUUGAUCCCUCAUCUUUGGCUUAUUUCCGAGGAUCGCCCCUUUCAUUUCAGUCCGAAAUGAUUUUGAGGAGUGCAUCAACGCCGUUAUUCAAUACAUUGGUUCCACACUCUAAGGAGCCAUCGCCGGACCUCGAGUUUCCGUACCAGAUUUCUCGAACCCGAACCGUUUCGUUCACGGUUUCGUGUUCGAGCUCGAUUUCGGUUGGAUCGAGCGACGAUUCGACUCGGAGGAUGACGAGGGCGGUGUCGGAGACGGAUCUCAGGGACCUAGUGGUUCCGAAAAUUAAAACCGUUCAGAAAAAUGGCGGCAUCUUGAAUGGGGUCUGUGUUGAGGAAGAAGAGGUGGAACAGGAAGAAGCUGGGUUUGAAUGGUGGAGAGCCUCGUCUCUUGGAGUCGAGGAAGAGUGUGGGAUAGGCGGUGGUGGAGGAAACAUAUGCGGCGGCGGUGGUAGAGGAGGUGCUGAUGGAUCCGACGGCAGUGAUAACGAAUGGGGUUAUUGGGAUUCGAAUAACGGGAAAGACAGCUCCGAUACUUAUUAUCAGAAAAUGAUCCAAGCUAAUCCUGGAAAUUCGCUUCUCCUCAGCAAUUACGCUAGAUUCUUAAAAGAGGUUCGUGGGGAUUUAGUGAGAGCAGAAGAAUAUUGUGGGAGAGCAAUCUUGGCAAAUCCAAAUGAUGGGAAUCUUCUCUCCAUGUACGCUGAUUUAAUCUGGCAAACUCAUAAAGAUGGUCCUAGAGCUGAAACUUACUUUGAUCAAGCCGUUAAAUCUGCCCCUGACGACUGUUUUGUACUAGCAUCAUAUGCACGAUUUCUUUGGGAUGCUGAGGAGGAAGACGAUGAAGAGGAAAAGGCUGGCGAAAAAUUUAGUAAUGGAUCAGAUCAAAGCUUUUUCCAUGGAGCUCCUCCUUUGGCUGCUGCUUCUUAAGCCUCGUGGUGUGAAAUAACUUGUAUUUAAGCUUUUUUGGACUUUUGGGAAGCGAUGAUAUUUUUUAAGCUAUAAGCUCUUUUUUGCUGUCCAUAACAAUAAGCACGAAGGCGUAUAAAGGUCUUUGAUCUUAUGAAAGAUCAAAUGAUCCAAUACCAACCAAGUACUGAACCACUAACCAAACCAAUUCCCAGGAACACGACCAAUUCAAUCGCAGAUAACUCUGCUUCCGAAACCGGCAAGGACUUGGGGCCUAGGAUCAUGGGCACGCUUGUUAGGUAUCCAUUUGUGAGACCAAGCAUAAACCUAACAACCACUACCAGCACUUCAUCCUUGAGCCACUCCGGUCCGUGGAGGCAAGCGGUGAAAACUGGAUAGAACAAAAGCCUAGAUAUGCAACUCUGUGAAGCUUUCUUUAUGCUCUGCAUUACAUAUAUUGCAGUAAGAGACUUCCCCGUGAAAUCUGCGACAUCAUACACUGAGCAAAACAGGAUACGAAAUCCCGAAUAAGCUUGGAUUCCAUAUUCUCGGCUACGAAUCCUGGGAAAAUAGGUAGUGUGACGAUGUAUAUCAUGAGAAUACCAAAAGCUUGCCAGCAAACCUUUCUUGUUAACUGUCCAAAAUUGUGGCCUGGAGCAAAAUGGGUCAUUUUGGAGAAGCCUGUAAUGGUGUUGGAUAAUUGCUUAUUUUGUAUAGCAAACUGCAGGAAAGCAGGAGAGCGGUGGUGACUAUAAAAUAGAAGUGAGCACUGGCUUGGAGAUCCUGCGGGGUUUGAGGAAGUGAAAUCUUGGUUAUUAUUCUCAGGAUGCAAACCAGCACACCUGUUAAUCAGAUAACGAAUACCAACAAAUUUUUUUUUAUACAAUUCUAGAAUUAUCCAUAAUUCAUCUCAACAUUUAAGAAGAGGAUAAAUGUAUUUCAACACACUUGAAAACUCGUGUUUUUUUGCAUUGACAA